Arvicola amphibius (Eurasian water vole) is the source of this 2061-nucleotide messenger RNA. It is a transcript of the gene Dcp1b, whose product is annotated as decapping mRNA 1B. Gene Ontology annotation, molecular function: mRNA binding; enzyme activator activity. The record is from RefSeq and is a predicted model, not a curated record. Gene Ontology annotation, biological process: positive regulation of catalytic activity; deadenylation-dependent decapping of nuclear-transcribed mRNA; deadenylation-independent decapping of nuclear-transcribed mRNA. Gene Ontology annotation, cellular component: P-body. NCBI's taxonomy places the organism in Eukaryota, Metazoa, Chordata, Mammalia, Rodentia, Cricetidae. The transcript has 9 exons. Bases 1 to 1935 code for a protein of 644 amino acids.
AUGGCGGCCGCCGCCGGUGGGCUGCCUGGGAAGGGGCAUGAUAUCAGCCUGGCGGCCCUGCAGCGCCACGAUCCCUACAUCAGUCGCAUCGUGGAUGUGGCCAGCCAGGUGGCUCUGUACACUUUCUUCCAUCGGGCCAACAAGUGGGAGAAGACUGAUGUGGAAGGAACCUUAUUUGUUUAUACAAGGUCUGCCUCUCCAAAGCACGGAUUCACCAUUAUGAAUAGGCUCAGCAUGGAGAACAGGACAGAACCCAUUACUAAAGACCUGGACCUCCAGCUCCAGGACCCUUUCCUUCUCUACAGAAAUGCCACAUUGUCCAUUUAUGGAAUUUGGUUUUAUGAUAAGGAAGAGUGCCAAAGAAUUGCAAAACUGAUGAAAAACCUCAGUCAGUGUGAACAGCUGAAGGCCUGUCAUGGCGCUGGAGCAGGAUCCUCCCCAGUGACCCUGAGUUCAGGAGAGGGUAGAGAAGUAGAUAUCUUACAGAUGCUCACGAAGGCCAAGGAUGAGUACACAAAGUGUAGGAGUUGUUCUGAGCCAAAACAGAUGACCAGCUCUUCCGCCAUCUGUGACAACCCCAAGCUUAUCAAGCCUGUGCCCGUGAGACCCAGUAGCAGCCAGAGGCUGCAAGAGCCCUCUCCCAACAAGACCUCGGACCCUGAGCCCCAACACUUAUCUUUGACAGCUCUGUUUGGGAAACAAGACAAAGCUCCCUGUCACGAAACUCUGAAACCUUCCCAGACCUUCGCCCACCACCAUCACCACCACCUCCACCACCACCAGCAUCAGCAGCAAGAACAGCUUCUAGUUCAUCAAAGAGUUGCAUGCUCCCUGCCCUAUGAAGAGCGCAGAAAGCUCUCACUCCCCGUGGAGAAGCAGCUAUGCCCAGCCAUUCAGAAACUCAUGGUCGGGAACACAGGGCUGCACCUGCUGCCACAGCACCCUGAACAGUGGCCCUGUGAAAGUGGCAGCCCCAGUCGUGUGGGGGGAGUUCCUCCCGGUCCUGUCCAGCUGGGGUCCCCCUGGAACUGUAGGACUGCCCGCUGUGCACAGAGCACUGCCCACUGUGCACAGAGCACUGCCCGCUGUGCACAGAGCACUGCCUGCUGUGCACAGAGCACUGCCUGCUGUGCACAGAGCACUGCCCGCUGUGCACAGAGCACUUGCAGAAACCACAAGCUACUAGAGCAGCUUCACGGUGCCUCUGGGGCAGCGCACAAGUGUAAGCCCUGUGCACCUGCCAGGCCGUCUGCAGCCACUCAGGUGACUCCAGGCCAAAUUGCGGCCCAGUCACAGCUGGUGUACUUCAGUGGUCCCCUUCCUCCUCCCGCACCAGGACAUGAAGCUCUCAGGAAGGAGCAGUGUGUACUCCCAGCACAAGCACUGCCCUUCUCUGGCAACCAGGAGAGCAGCCCCAGUGUGCUCCCCACUCAGGAGCUGCUGAGAAAGCUCCAGGCCGUACAUCAGGAGCAGCAGCUCCAGGCGAUCCCCCGGCCAGCCUUAGCUGCCAGGUUCCCCGUGUCAGCCCAGGGCUCAGGGACAGAAAAGCCCUUGGAAGCCUGGGCCAGCAAGACAGCCAGCGUGGAGAACCAGGCUCCUCUUCUGCAGAUCACCUCAGCUCAGUGUGUCCCUGCUCCAGUGGCUUCUCUGCUGAUGCCCCCUGUGGUUCUCACACAGUCCACCUGUGCCCCACUGAGGGAGACUGAAUCCGGGCUCAUGCCCCUAGGAGGCCAAGAACUUCCUGAUGCCUCCUCCAGCCUCCUUCUGCCCCUGCAGAACUGGGAAUCCUCCACCGUGGCCAGCAGGCCCCUCACCAGGCUGCAGCUCCAGGAGGCACUGCUGAACCUCAUCCAGAAUGAUGACAGCUUCUUAAGCAUAAUCUAUGAUGCCUAUCUCUUCAGUGUGACACAAGCCGCCAUGAGGAAAGCCACGUAACCAACUACAUGAGAGCAAAGACCGUGAGGAUGGACUCUCUAGGUCCUUCCUGGACUGGUGGGACCAAACAUGUUUCUGCCUUUUUAACAGAGUCUGGUAAUACAAAGUAAAAUGUUUUGUACUGUU